This is a messenger RNA of Kwoniella botswanensis, 672 nucleotides long. RefSeq lists its product as uncharacterized. The record is from RefSeq and is a predicted model, not a curated record. The transcript has 12 exons. Lineage: Eukaryota; Fungi; Basidiomycota; Tremellomycetes; Tremellales; Cryptococcaceae. Gene Ontology annotation, molecular function: nucleoside diphosphate kinase activity. Gene Ontology annotation, biological process: CTP biosynthetic process; GTP biosynthetic process; UTP biosynthetic process. Bases 1 to 672 code for a protein of 223 amino acids.
AUGUUCGCCAACUCUCUCAGACAAGGUCUCCGAACCGCUUCUCGUUCAUCCGCGAGAGCAUUCUCAACCCUCCCUGCUAGAGCCGCUGCUCGACCUACCUUGGGUGCAGGUGUAGCUAUGGGUGCUGCUGUCGCUGGAUUCGCCAUGUACGAGGUCUCAAAAUCCCCUAUCCUCCUCGAGUCCAAGACGAUCGCUGGUGAGAAAGGUACUGCCACCGAGAGAUCUUUCGUCAUGAUCAAACCCGAUGGUGUCUCUAGACAACUCGUCGGAAAGAUUAUCUCCCGAUUCGAAGAGAGAGGUUAUAAACUUGUUGCUAUCAAAUCCCUUACCCCCUCUCCUGCUCUCGCCAAGGAACAUUACUCUGAUCUCUCAGCUAGACCCUUCUACGGUGGUUUAGUCAAGUACAUCACCUCUGGUACUCCCGUCGUGGCCAUGGUCUGGGAAGGCAAAGAUGUCAUCAAGCAAGGUCGAAGAAUCGUGGGAGCCACCAACCCCCUCGAUGCUGAUCCCGGAUCAGUAAGAGGGCAAUACGCCGUCUCCGUUGGACGAAACCUCAUCCACGCUUCUGACGCCUUCGACUCCGCUACUAAAGAGAUCGGACUUUGGUUCGCCCCUGAGGAACUUAGCGAGUACGAGCCCAUUGCUUGGCCUUGGGUUAUGGCCGAUAACUAG